AAUGCGAUGCUUAUCACGUGAUCGAACUUGAUACUGGACUUGUAACCUGUCGCGAUUCGUCGGUGAGCUAUUGUCAGUAUUGUCACACGCAGAAUGGCGUUUAACUUAGCCGCUUUUUCGUACAUCGUCGCGUUGAUCGGCGACGCAUUUUUAAUAUUCUUCGCGAUAUUCCAUGUAAUUACGUUCGAUGAGUUGAAGACUGGGUACAAAAAUCCGAUCGAUCAAUGUAAUAAUUUAAAUCCGCUUGUUCUACCAGAGUACAUACUGCACGUUGUAAUCAAUCUUUUGUUUCUGAUCGGUGAGCAAUACUUUUCACUGUUCAUCAACAUCCCACUCAUAGCCUACCAUGUGUGGCGAUAUAUGAACAGACCUCUGAUGACAGAAUCAGGCCUGUAUGAUCCUACAAGUAUAAUGAAUGCUUAUGACUUAUCCAUGUACCACAGAGAAGGAUGGAUAAAACUAGCAUUUUACCUUCUGUCAUUCUUCUAUUAUUUAUAUGGAAUGAUCAGCUCGUUAAUUAAUUGAAAUGAGCAUCCACCAAAAUCUAUAAAGAUUUUUUAUUUUCUCCGCACAACUGUUGCAAAUAACAGUUGUUCAUGCUGCAAAGUACAAGACAUUUCAACUAACUCAUAGUCAUGGAAGUUUUAUAACAAUACAGGAGAAAGACUUGUUUGACAUGUGUCUAGUAUCUAGAUAAACUGUAUAAUCCAUCCAUACAUACAUAAAUAUUUAUACAGAUGUAUAUGGCCUUAGCUGAAAUUAUUACGCACCUAUA
This is a messenger RNA of Solenopsis invicta (red fire ant), 775 nucleotides long. It is a transcript of the gene cni, whose product is annotated as protein cornichon. Gene Ontology annotation, cellular component: COPII-coated ER to Golgi transport vesicle; endoplasmic reticulum membrane. Gene Ontology annotation, biological process: endoplasmic reticulum to Golgi vesicle-mediated transport. The record is from RefSeq and is a predicted model, not a curated record. Lineage: Eukaryota; Metazoa; Arthropoda; Insecta; Hymenoptera; Formicidae. The coding region runs from base 94 to 525 and encodes 143 amino acids. The transcript has 4 exons.